This is a messenger RNA of Ectocarpus sp. CCAP 1310/34, 2718 nucleotides long. The record is from the annotation of a GenBank genome assembly. NCBI's taxonomy places the organism in Eukaryota, Phaeophyceae, Ectocarpales, Ectocarpaceae.
AUGGUGCCGAAGAUGAAGAGGGAACUCAAAUCGAAUCAGCCCGCUGUGCCGGUUGCUGGACGUCUUCGAUGGCACGGCUAUUCUCUUCUGGAGAACAACCCAUGGGCUCAACCGCCAGAGUCUAUUGUGGACGAAGGCGCCGAAGGCAUCAGACGAUAUUUCGAGGACCUAUAUGGUGACCCCGGCAGGGUCCAGCGCGACAGCAUCAAGAUCAUUCAAGUCGGGCAGGGAGGCGCGGGGAAAACGAGCUUGCGCCAGAGCAUGAAAGCUAACCAAGCAGCUCCUACGCCGGAGUGGAAGGAAGAGAGCACGGUUUUUGCCGAUGUUGAGUCCAUGGUCCUCAAGGGUACAUCUAUUCGGGUACACGACUGCGCCGGACAGGUUGGUUUUCGAGCACAUGGAAACGACUAUCGGAGUCUUUACGAAGAUGGGGGUUGCCCAACAUUCCGCCAGGUUGCCUACACGGGGCUGCUGCAGAUGUUCCUGACGCCACUUGCUGUUUGCGUGCUAGUGUGCAACGCCAAGGCGUUCGAAAACCCGGGCGACGGGAUCGGUAGCCAGGUAGAGAAAGACUGCCGUAUGCUGGAAGAGUUGUGCGUCGGUAUGCAGCCCGUUGAGGUUGAGGAUGGCGUUUGUCUAACGAGCUGCUCCUCCAUGACAAUGUAUGACGGGGGUUGUCUACCAAGCUGCUGUUCGACCUCAAGCAAUGGACAAGGAGAGGGUGACAGUGGACCUGAGGCUUCGGGGAGGCGUUGGGCGUGUGAUUGGCUGGACAAGAAGGACGAGAACCCUUCACCUGGUCCGCUAGACCGCCUUGUGAACAAGCGCGACGGUGGUCUUCGAGGCGCUCGGAUAAUGCUUCCUCGCAGCUGGGACAUCGCGCUUACUUUUCUUGAAGCUCUCGAGCGGGGACGGGACCCCGUGAAGAUGGAAGUGCCGAAGUUGGUCGACUCUGGCGAAGAAGGCGCGAAAACGGCAGAGCCCAAGCUAGACGUGUAUCAGGGAAUCACGGUGGAGGAGCUCAGGGGCAAAUGGCAGGAGACGGUCCUUGAGCUUGAAAAAAUAGACGAAGCAGUGAAUAAUACCGAGAACGCGUUGGAAGGAGCGCGGUCGAUCAGGGAGUUCGAUGGAUCCCUCGUUCGCCACAAUACGUUCGUCUUUCUAGACGUGGUUUGGCUAGCCAAAAUCCUCAAGCCCUUGCUAAAUCACAAGGAAGAAGAGACCUUCGACGGGCUCAAGAGAGAGGGAAUUCUGGAGCCCAGGUUGGCGCAAGUCGUGUGGCCUGCUGGCCUGUGCGAGUUCGUUCUGCCAACUCUUGCAUCCCUGGGUCUUACGUUUCCGCUCGAAAACGAUCCCGCCGAAGGUCUGGUAGUUCUUCUUAGGCUAGACCCAGACCGUCCCGAGCAUGUCCGCGAAGUGGUCGACACGUUUCGGUCGGGCCUCACCCCUGUACUCACCGCCGGUUGGAAGAUUUUCCUCGGUGUACAGCCCGGUGCGAUCGAAAAGGUUUUGACGCGAUGCUGCGACCUUGGUGGUGUGCGGACGUGUUGGCGGUCCGGGGUGCUCGUGCAUGGUCGCCUCGGCGUCCAAGACGAGAGAGGAACAUUUGCAGUGGUGGUACAGUAUUCGUCAGACGGCAACGAACUGACCGCUCCGGUGUACGGCGAUAGAAGCAGUCCUGCUCUGUGGACGGCGGUUUCAUUCGUCAGCUCCGUGGUGAGGUCGAUGCUCCUGGAGUUUCCAGGGCUGCGCUCGAGAGGUUUUUUGGAGUGCCCUCAGCAUGGCGACGCGAUGGCUUUGACUGGCAAGGGUCUCAUUGCAAGCCCUUCAGUUCUAGAGCUGCAAGUAGGCCACAACGACUACCAAGGAUGUCCAACAAGGGACGAAAUCGUGUACCUUCGCACGCACCAGGAAACUCGCGCAGGAGACAACCUUCUGGACACUGCUGGAUGCCCGCAACGUAGUCCCGAGAUUGGGGGGCAAGGGGCGGCGAUCGUUGAACUUGUGAGCAUUGUCGAUGUCCGACUUGACCGAGGCGUGAUUUUCCAAGAUGUCGAGACAAGGUUUGCCAACAUGCAGAGCCGAUACACAUUCUCUCGUUCGUCGCCGAACUACCAGGGCGAGGAGGCGUUGCUUGAAAGGAUUGCGGCCACUGUGGAUCGGGUUGAGGGAGGCAUCCAGGAAAGCCUCAUGUACCUCAAGAGGUUACAGGCCCCCAACUGCCCUUGUCCCCACCUGGUGGAGGACAUGACGCUGCGCUUCUUGUGCCCGGUCGACAUGGAAAAGGUACCAUGCGGAAUGAACGGGGAAGGCUACCGUUUUCGCGAGAGGCGCAGCGGGGUCAAGAAGCUUGCGCCGGUUCUGCAGCGGGGGGAGUCGGACGUGGAUUUGUCGUACUUCCUGCAGGCCGUCAAGGAUGGGCUGGUCGAGGAGAUAGUGGAUGGUGCUCUCGACGAGGGAAUCCUCUUUCGUGUUGCAAACGGGGACGAGAACGCCGGGGCUGACAUGCAAAGGGACGCAAGGGCGUCGUACGAAGUCUUGAAAGAGUUUAUGGAGAAACUCGACAGAGGGAACAACACCGAGGGCCUCGACGGUUACACAGACUUUCGGGAGAAGAUGCAGCGCGUCAGUGACGGACGGGGAGUAAUGGUAUGGUUGCGUACAGAAAACGUUCGAGAGUGGCGAGACUCACUCUCUUCUGCUGCGCCAUCGAGGUAG